Exophiala mesophila is the source of this 873-nucleotide messenger RNA. RefSeq lists its product as hypothetical. The record is from RefSeq and is a predicted model, not a curated record. The transcript has 2 exons. NCBI's taxonomy places the organism in Eukaryota, Fungi, Ascomycota, Eurotiomycetes, Chaetothyriales, Herpotrichiellaceae. Gene Ontology annotation, cellular component: mitochondrion. The coding region runs from base 63 to 530 and encodes 155 amino acids.
CACGAGGCUAGGGUCGCAGUCAAGAUCACGAGCAAUCACCCUUGCAGCCUCAAGACACCAUCAUGUCGUCCGUCUCAAGAGGGGCAAGAGCAGUCGCUCGUCCCUUGAGGCAACACUUUCAACGCACCCCUCGAAGAUACGCCUCGGAUCAUGCUAGUCAUGGCCACGGCCACGGCGCUGGCCAUGGAGAAAGCGCAUUCCACGCCGAAUCAGGUCCCGCGACUGAGUCCUUUGGGAGGGGUUUCUACAUUUCGAUCGCUUCCAUCCCAAUCUUCUACGUCCUUUAUUCGGUGGCUUCGUCGCCCAAAGACAACGUUAUUUCACGGCUGAUUAAGACCUUCGAGACGAGUCAGGAGGAAGAGAGCAGAAAAAAUGUGAUCCAUACCACCAUGAUGGAACAAGCCGCUGCCGACAGACAACUGUUUGCAGGAAGUCCCCGUGACACCACCGGUUCACCCAUGCGAUACCCAGAGUAUGUUCACGACAGAGAGAAGCCCAGACACCUGCAAUGCAGUACCUUAGCAAAUUAACUAACUUUCGUGUCUCCAGGGCCUUCAAUGUCAGGUCGCCAUGGAACGUCGCCGCCGGGCGGGACUCAGUCGACUUGUCUGCAUUGACCGCUCAUUAUAAAGAGCAGGAUAGACUUCAAGAGGAGGCGAGGGUGUCUAGACUCAAAGACGGCAAGGUUGUGACCGCCUAUGAUUAAGAUAUACCGGAUAGGAAACGUGAAAAAUCCACAUUAUUGUACAUAGCCAAACGAAAGAGCAUGUGAAUCACAACCAGAAUACACUGUUUACUGCGCAACAUCUAUCUGAGGUUUGGAAUACCUUGUCAUACUCGAAAGUGAGCUACAAAUUCUGCUUGGGGCCUUGG